AAUAAUGUCAAUUCUUAUCGUUUGACGUUUGACCUCUCGAGCCUUAACCAAAAGCCUAUUUUAUGGAAUUAGUAUUUAUUUAAUAGCUAUCUGCAGUUCAGUGUGCAAGCCAAUUAAAUAGGUUACUAAGUUCGUGAAAAAUAUUUUCAAAUUAAUACUAUUUGGUAUUAUCAAGUUCGUAUAAAGUUUUCUUCAAUGUUUGACAUUCGUGUCAAAUUUUUUUAACGUUGAGAUAUCGUCGAGAUAGUACAUGGAGUCAUUAUUCAGCACAGUCAAAGUUAGGAAAAUAUACGACUGCCCGUUGAAAGAACGAUUUUCUUCAGUUCCUUGGAAGUUAACUGUUUUUGUAGACGUCUAUCACAUCGAAAGUCCUGGUCAUGUCUCUUGAUUUCGUUGCUGGAUGUGUCGGAGGUGUAGCCGGCGUGCUAGUAGGCCACCCUCUAGAUACGGUCAGAGUGAAUUUACAAACACAAAGCAUGGUAAAUCCCAAGUAUACGGGAACGCUACAUUGCCUGAAAUCCCUCAUGGCCAAAGAGGGUAUCAGAGGUGUCUACAGAGGAGUGUCCAGUCCAGUAGCGGGUGUCGCCGGAAUAAAUGCCAUCGUUUUUGGUGUCUACGCCAAUGUGGAAAGAAACAUGGGCAAUGCUCAAUCUUUGAGCGGUCAAGUGGUCGCAGCCGGAGUAGCUGGGCUAUUUAGUAGUGUCAUUUCUUCUCCCAUGGAGCUAGCGAAGAGUAGAAUUCAGGUCGCCGGUGUUCAGGCUGGUAAAAGUCCAAUGGAUUGUUUGGUCAAUUUGUACAAACAGGAUAAGUUGAAGGGGGUUUUUCGAGGAUUUGGAAUAACAGUAGCCAGAGAAGUACCAGCUAUGAUAACUUAUUUUGUUACUUACGAAAUGCUUACUAAAAAACCAGAAGGGCAGAUUGCUUCAACCCCAGAAAUUCUGUUCGCUGGAGGAAUGGCUGGUGUAACUUCAUGGCUGAUUCCAUACCCCAUAGAUGUUAUUAAAUCCAAAAUCCAAGUAGAUGGAAUUACGUCCCAUCAAUACAACGGCUACUAUGAUUGUAUUAAGCAAACAAUCAAAACUGAAGGAGUCGGCAGUCUUUAUCGGGGUCUCACGCCCACGUUGAUCCGGGCAUUCCCAGUUAAUGCUGUCACCUUCUGCGUGGUAACCUGGUCAUUGAGGAUAUUUGACCAAGGACUCACAGCCUUCGGAAGUCCUAGUGAAUUUUUUAAGAAAUAUAUGGAUGGUGUUAGUUUACAGCAAGAAGAACCUGCGUUUGCUUAAAGAAUGAAAUAUUUGAAUUUUUUGUUAUUUUUUGGUAAUUUAUGAAAAUUAAUAAAUGUUUAAAUUGUA
Psylliodes chrysocephalus is the source of this 1352-nucleotide messenger RNA. The record is from the annotation of a GenBank genome assembly. Lineage: Eukaryota; Metazoa; Arthropoda; Insecta; Coleoptera; Chrysomelidae.